Messenger RNA from Vanrija pseudolonga, 2875 nucleotides. RefSeq names its product Velvet complex subunit B. The transcript is spliced from 6 exons. NCBI's taxonomy places the organism in Eukaryota, Fungi, Basidiomycota, Tremellomycetes, Trichosporonales, Trichosporonaceae. The record is from RefSeq and is a predicted model, not a curated record. Bases 806 to 2029 code for a protein of 407 amino acids.
CCUGCUUUUUGGUCAGCCCGCCCCACCUGCGGCACCUGCGGCGACUUGGCUUGAUAUCAACUCCACCCAGAAGUUUCCCGAGCAUCCCAAAGUCCCCGGCGAAGGGAAGAUACAAGGGCCCAGUAUCAGGAAAAACACACACACGAGGCGUCGAUCUGAUCCUGGUUGAGCCUGUUGAGCCCGCAAGCAAGCUGCCGGACACGACCAAAAACAGCAAGCCACGGUGUCACAUUGCAGGCUGUAACUUUAUCUCUUGCUUGUCCUGGCCAUAAGCGCGACCUGAACCUCGGUCGCUGCCCCCCUUCCCCCACAUCCUCGUCCUCGCUCGUCUCCUCCGCCCACCCUGGAUACAUUUCACCAACCCUUACGUAUUCCGCUUCCACUUCUGUACUCGACCGUGUUCUCGAGUUUCUGCCUUGGACGCCACUCGGACACGGUUGGCAGCCAACAAAUCCUGGAGCAACUCGUCUUUGCAUCCUUCAAUCCCAUCUCGCCUCGCUCCCACGUCAUCAAUAAUCAAUCAAUUUAACGACUGCAACGACAGCCUCUACACGACCCACGCUCCCUUCAACGCCGCUGCCACACCCCUGAGCAACCCAUACGCCACCACCACCACCAUCGCUGCGACACACCGACCGACCCCGCAUUCAAACAAGCCACCCUCAAUGUCAAGUUGGCAGCGAAGGCAUUUGAGCUCACCACACGUCUACUAGGGGUCUGCCGCGCUUCCCUUGUCCCCCUCCUCACACUAUAAUCCCUCUGAUCGCGCCCACGGCUCACGCGCGCAGCCCAGCAGCUGCGCGCCAUGUCCAAUUCUCGCCCUCGGUCUGCCACACCGCGUUCCGUCGGGAGGACGGCGACGGAACGUCCAUCAACAACGUCCGACCUCCCAACCCCGGGACCAUCACGAGGGCGAUUAGACACGGGCGGUGAAUGGACACCAGUCACACUCAUCAAAUCAGGCAUGUUCGCGGGGAGAUACAUGAGCUUCUGGCUCGAUGUUGCUCAAGAGCCUGUGCAUGGACGUCGCAAGACCGAGAAGGACCGACGCCCGCUUGCGCCAAGUCCGAUCGUCCGUUUGUGGAUCCGUGAGCAUGCCCACCAGAACGCCGCAGGAGUAGCCGUGGACCCAGCGGACAUUGAAGUGUCCCAUAUCGUCUGCGCAGCAGAGCUCUUCUCCCCCCAACGACAGCCAACACCAGCUCAGUCUGAAUCCUCAAGUUUCCCAUUACCAUUACGAGAGACAGCAUCACCAAGACGACGGACACCUUCUCCAGCAAGACUGGCGCUUGACGGAUACAUCAAACGAUCCCCUGGAACAGUGUCGGCGUCACCGCAGGACGACCGCGAUGCGAUCGACUCUCGAUACCCUCCAACCCCUCCUCUAAACAACCAGCCGCCCAGAAUGGAGGAGGCAGACGCGAUCCCUGACGAUCGUCCUUCAUCAGCAACACGGCCGCCAUCGCAGGCUAGUGAAGGCAGUCGAGGCAGCAGAGGGAGCCGAGGCCGCUCCGCCAGGGUGACACAAUCUGAACCACUUGGUGACAGGCCUGGUAGCGGCUCGCGCAAAGUGGUGCCAGGACGAAACCUCUAUGGCAAUCUCCAUGUUGCUGGAGUUCGCGUCCCUGCAAUGGAAGGAGGCGUCGGCCUCUGGUUCCUCUUCACGGACCUGUCCAUUCGAAACGAGGGAAGGUAUGAUGAACACAUCACCCCGCCCGCCCUUCUCGUGCUCACCAACUCGCCUCCCAGUUACUCUCUCCGAUUUCGUUGCUUUGACAUGACAGCCAUUGGCUCUGUAUCCAACAGCGACCCCAUCCCACCACUCGUCGAGUGCCAGAGCGCAGACUUCAAGGUCUACUCGCCGCGCAAUUUUCCAGGCCUGCCAAAGCCAACAGAACUAGCGGAGCAUUUUGCCCGCCAGGGGUACAAGCUUAACACCCGAAAGAAUGAGCGACAGGCGGCUUCGCCUCCAGCAUCACCAUCAUCAGCCACGUUCCAGCCAGACGCUGCGAAACCACCCCAUCAUUAAUAACGCGGGGCGGCCGGGGCCGUCCCUGGUUACCUUUGAUCGUUUCUCGUUCACGCCACUGCUACGCCAAUACAACCGAACGCCCCACUCGCGCCUUCCGAGGUACCCCUCCUCCGUCACUCCGGCGCCGGUGGGCGCGGCACCGAGCCACUCUGCUCCUGCCGUGUUCCAACCCAGAAGCCCACCAGACGUACGUGCGCCAAGGGGAGUCUUCCCCACCAUGUCUGCAGACGCCACCCAGGAUCUCGCGCCGUUCCUACAACUCGGCCGAUUCCGACAUAGCAGUUCACCGAUCAAACGCCGCCGUGCUGGUCAACCUUGUGUUGCACUUCCAUCUUGUGCGAAAUGAGGCUCGUCGGAACGGGUCAAAUUCAGUACUAGCUCAAUACGCCAACUCGGGCGCCAACUGGUUAGGCCAGUUCACUGGAAGCCGGGUAUGUCACUGCCAAGGGCAUCGGAGCCAGUAAUCGCGCUGUGGCAACCCGGGAACGGGAGCUUGCUACGAGAGGGCAGCCAUUCGAGUAUACAGGCGAGCGGGCAUGGCGAACACAUUCGACACGGCGGUUAGGAACAGAAGCGGUGCAUCAGACAACGACAGUGUCCAAGGAACGACGCAGUCAACCAACCAGAUGUAGCAACGCGUGGCGAGGAAGGGACGGGAGGGCGAGGGCGAGCCGUGUCGAGGUCGGCCAGUGUCAUCAUAAUCAGCUCCGCUCUCGUGUUUUACUAAAUCCAAACCACUAUCAUAAUGCGGAGGUGCGCGUGACCUCCCCGCAGCACCACAUGACAUGAUUCCUACCAACUACCCCAUACUCCAUGCAUAGGAACAGAGCCAACAGAUGACAA